Volvox carteri f. nagariensis is the source of this 375-nucleotide messenger RNA. RefSeq lists its product as uncharacterized. Lineage: Eukaryota; Viridiplantae; Chlorophyta; Chlorophyceae; Chlamydomonadales; Volvocaceae. The coding region runs from base 1 to 375 and encodes 124 amino acids. The record is from RefSeq and is a predicted model, not a curated record. The transcript has a single exon.
AUGCAGCAAUACUUCAACAAUAAUCGGCAUCAAGCUGUCAGUCCGACGGCGGAGGUCAAGGUGGACACGGAUCGCCUAUACGACUGCGGUGAGGAUCGCUUCCGCCGUGCUGUCCGGGACGUGAAGGACCGGAUGGGGACCAACCCGCUGCAGGAGGUGCAGACUUUUGGUGGCCGUGGAAACGGCCGCAGCCGGGGUGGAUACGGGGCCCAGCGCUUUCACCCUUACCAAGGUGGCGGGGCAAACACAAAUUUUAGCGGCCAGCAGCCGUUCGGUGGCCAGCAGCACUUUGGUGGCCAGCAGCAGUACCACCAGCCCUUGCCCAUGGGGCCCAUGAUGCCGGCCAGCCGUGGCCGCGGCCGGGGACCGAUGUGA